Pristis pectinata (smalltooth sawfish) is the source of this 4694-nucleotide messenger RNA. It is a transcript of the gene sp4, whose product is annotated as sp4 transcription factor. Gene Ontology annotation, biological process: regulation of transcription by RNA polymerase II. The transcript has 6 exons. The record is from RefSeq and is a predicted model, not a curated record. Gene Ontology annotation, molecular function: DNA-binding transcription factor activity, RNA polymerase II-specific; RNA polymerase II cis-regulatory region sequence-specific DNA binding. The coding region runs from base 136 to 2541 and encodes 801 amino acids. Lineage: Eukaryota; Metazoa; Chordata; Chondrichthyes; Rhinopristiformes; Pristidae.
CGUCAAUCAAGAGGAACCUGAUUAUUCCGUCCUACGCAAACAGCCAUUCGUGGAAAGAAAGGGCCAGCCCUGCCUUGUUCUGCCUACAUUUUGUACUGGCCUUAUUUUUUUUCCUCCCUUUUUAAGCAAUGCAGAAUGAGUGAUCAAAAGGAGGAAAGUAUGGCCACCCUAACUGAAGGAGGGAAACCUGGUGAAUAUUUGCAAAUCAAAACAUCAGGCUCACAGGACACCCAGCCGUCUCCUCUCGCCCUGCUCGCAGCGACUUGCAGCAAGAUCGGUUCCCCGGGCCCGGCUGACGGCGCAACUGGCUCCAACACCCUGCAAAGCGGACAACUACUAAUCGACCAGAGCACAGGAGCGGUGCAGCAGCAGCAACUCGAGGUUGUGACUGCCCAGCUUAGUGGGAAUGGCUGGCAGAUCAUCGCCGCCGGCCCCGCAACAACUAAAGAGAGCGUUGCACAACACCAAGGCACGUCUGCUGGCAGUAGCUGCAGCAACACAACCACCGCCUCCGCCGCCGCCACCACCAACGGCAAUGUUGCAAGUGUCCAAGAUGGUACGGGUUCGCCCAUCAAAGCCAGACCCAUCGUGUCAGCAGCGGGACAGUACAACGUGGUGCCAGUGCAGUCGCUACCAAAUCCUACCAUGGUGGUCAAUGCAGCAGCCACUGCUGGCGGUUCUUCCAACAGCGUGCAGUAUCAAGUCAUCCCGCAGCUGCAGACAGUGGACGGACAGCAGAUCCAGAUCAGCUCGGCCAAUCUGCAGCAGGAUUUGCAUGGGCAGAUCCGGAACGCUGCGCCUUCUCAGCCGCCCGCCAGCGUCCCUAUCCAGCUCCGACCGGGCCUCUCCAUUCCGCUGCAGCUGCAAGGAGUUAACAUUUCCGGGGCUCAGACCCAGAUGGUCGCCACUUUGCCAAUUAACAUUGGAGGCGGCGUGACCCUGGCCGUGCCUAUAAACAGCCUGGCGGCGGCCACCGGAGGAGGGUCCAUUCAGUUUGUCCAGCCUUCAGACGGCGGGGUCUCGAAUGGGAAUCAAAUGGUUUCCACGCCCAUUUCCACCGCCUCUUUGAGCAGCAUGCCCGAAUCUCCUUCGUCGUCUCCUCCUCCUCCCUCCUCCUCCACAUCGACCCGCGUUACCACCGCCUCCCCAUCGUUGUCCUGUGUGACUUCGCUGGCAAAUUCCUCCGAAACUGCCCAGGCUAUCUUCCGCACUACACCAAGUUCCGAGAACACCGAAGACGAACCGUCUUCAGCCGUGACCGGCUCUGAAGGCGAAGGUACAAACCUCUCUCAGUCUAAUGGGUUGCAGAAUUUGCCGGAACAUGGUCAGCUUCAUCAAGUGCAGUUGGCUGUGGGACAGCAGAUGCCAAUUCAGCAACAGCAUUCGUCUCAGAUCCAGCAGCAGAUUAUUCAGACAAUCCCACACCAUGCCCUUCAGACCAUCCAAGGUGCUGCAGUUCCAGGACAAACUAUUCAAAAUGUCCAGCAACAGGCCUUGCAAAAUGCUCAGUUAUCAACAAUGCAGAAUCCAACUCAGGUGAUCAUCAGGGCACCAAGUUUGACACCAUCUGGGCAAAUAAAUUGGCAGACCAUUCAAGUGCAAAACAUCCAGAACCUUUCAAGUGUACAGAUUCAAAAUGCUCAGCAGCUGACUGUGACUCCUGUGUCUUCAAGUAGUUCUGGUGGAACUGCUAUUGCCCAAAUUACUCCCGUAACUGUUACUGGCGGUACCAUUAAUUUAAGUGCUGCCCAACUUGCAUCUGUUCCUAACCUCCAGACUGUCAACAUUGGGAGUUUGAGUUCGGGUGGAGUCCAGGUGCAAGGAAUACCAGUGGCCAUCGCCAAUCUAGCAGGUCAACAGCAGACCCAGGAUGGUGGAGAUACAAAAUGGCAUCUAAAGGUACAGCCCACAGCUGUAACUCCAGUCACAGUAGCCGUUGGCAGUCUUGCUGGUGCUGCAUUGGGCACUGUUAGCCCUAACAACCUCGCUCAAGUACAGCUCCAGUCAUCGAGUGAGCAAGAUGUUCAACCUGGCAAAAGAUUGAGAAGAGUUGCCUGUUCAUGUCCUAACUGCAGAGAUGGUGAAGGAAGGGCCUCUACUGAGCCAGGGAAGAAGAAACAGCACAUUUGCCAUAUGGAAGGCUGUGGAAAGGUUUAUGGUAAAACAUCCCAUUUACGGGCACACCUUCGCUGGCACACUGGUGAAAGACCAUUUGUGUGCAAUUGGCUCUUCUGUGGCAAGCGUUUUACACGGAGCGAUGAAUUGCAGAGGCAUAGAAGGACUCAUACAGGUGAAAAGAAGUUUUCCUGCCCAGAGUGUUCAAAGCGGUUUAUGCGGAGUGAUCAUCUUUCAAAACAUGUCAAAACCCAUCAGAACAAGAAGGGUGCUACCGUUGUUCAAACUGUUGGGAAUAUCUCACCGGACAUGGAGGCAUCUGUGGCAGAGGUUCUCGUCUCUCCCAGGAUAGUCGCCAUAACCACCACUUCCCAGGAUUCCAGUCCAACAAUGUCAGCUGUGGCAAAUAACAUGGAUGAAUAUUGAUAAUAUAACAUGCAGCGGUCCAGAUUCCAUACUUAUCAGUUUAUUUCAAAUUCGAACCCAUAUUAAAAACUUAGAAAAUUCUGUAUGGAAAUUAAAACACAACUUUUAGUUUGCAGUUUGUUACCUGUAAUGCAGAUUUAAGUCUGUCAUUUUAACUGGACAAAGGAGCCAUGUGCAAAGUAACUGUUCGGUUCUAUCAUUGAAUAUUGGGACUUAACCAAUGUGCAGCAGCUUACCAAUGUUUUCCUGAAAAUGCUUUAAGAAUGAUCCUUGUUGUAAACAAAUUACUUGUUUGGUAUAAUUCAAAAAUAAAACUUUUCAGUGGCACUACUUUUUAAAAAGUUUAAUUGUUCAAUCUUAAUCUGCAGACUUCUAUUAAUUUAUAGAGAACUCCUUUACAAAAAUUCCUUCUAAUUUUUCUUUCCAUCACCAUCUUGGGAAAGUUGUAUCUGAUGGUAAUCAUGUUGAUUAUUCUAAGAUGUUGCUGUUUUUCUUUCUUAAAAUCAGUUUCUCUCCUCUUAGAGUGGAUGACAAUUGAAAUUUAGAAUUCUACAUCAUACUGUUUUCUUUAACGUACCCAAAUGAUUAAAAAAAGCAUUUUGUUUUUAAAAAAAAAUGUGGAUCCAAAGACAUGGAUAAGCUGCUGCAAUGAUGCAGAGACAUUUAUUGAUGCUAUUGAUUCAGCCUUAUUGGAAGGAGGUUGAUUUUAUUCCACGUUUUAUUUACACAUGGAAUACAUCUCCAUUGAUAUUUAACAUUUAAUUGUGAUAAUUUUCUUACAAAUUUGACAUCUGCAGCUUUGUUUCGUUAUUGGAAUAACUUCCUAGGAUCUGAAAUGUUGGAGGAUAUUCACCAAGGGGAAAUUUUACAUAUAGAUUGACGGGUGCAACUCUAUGUCUGAAGACAAAAUUCUGCUCCUAUAUUUCCUGUCAAAUAUUUGCUUUACAAUUUUUGCAAUUAAACUUGUGCAUGUAAUUUUUUUGUAUUCCUGUUAACAUUUCUUUUCAUUCAACUGUAAUUGUUUAAGCAGAAGUUUGUUGAUUUGUUAAAAUAUUUUCAUGGACCAGAUAACUGUUACUAACCUUGCAAAAUGGGGUUUAAUUGUUCAACUUUCAUUCAUGUAUUCAGCCAUCUAUAUUUGCUUCUGUCUCGCUGUAUUUUUUGUUUUGGCGCUUGGUUCUGACUUUGAAUCAUUUAGUAUCUGCUUUAUACCUAUUUAAACCAGCUUUGAUAAGGCCUGCUCCUGGAGAUAGGCUAGGCACUGAUUUGAUCUGGUGUCCCAGAAAAUCUUGAAGACUGAUUCAGUGCCCAUUCCUUUUUGUAUAAAUAUGUUUAUACCAUCGACUGACUUGUGUACUUUGUUGGUCUUAAUUUCAUAUAGCUGUACGGAAGAAUUAUGAUAUGUAUAGUUCUAUAAAUGGUAAGUGUUGCCAUCAGUAAUACUUGCAUUUUUUUUUCCAGUGAGUUAGUGUCUGUCGCAAGUGGACAUGGCUGUAGAAGAUUACAGUUGAUUUAUUAUUUAUCACAAAUUUUUUACUUUCUUAUGCAAGGCCAGGAAUGAAGUUCAUGUAUUUGUAGGUGCAAGUAAACGUCUUCUUGGAAAGCAGUGAAAUCUAAAUUUAUAUAGAUUUGCAUCAUUAUAGUCAUUAACUACUUACUGUGAUUAUACAGGUUGUUUCUGGCCUUGCAUGGUACUUUUGCUUUAACUUAUGUCUGCUUCCAUAUGUGGUUAUAAUCAUGCAUGUAAUGAUUAAAAACGAAUAAUUGCCCAUAGAACUAAAUUCUAAGUAAUUUACAGAUGUUUAAGAAUUUAAAAAGUACACAAUUAAUGUGUGUAAAAAAAAAAAAUUAAAAGGGAAUAUUAUUGAUGGUGUUUGGGGAGGGAAAGAAAUUUUGAUUUUGAAUAUCAGACUUUCUACAACAAGAUUAUUAACCUGAAUAUUUUGUUACAAUAAUUCACUUGUAAAUCUUUUUUUAAAAUGUGUUUUCCUGGCAUCAUAAACUUUUAAUAAUGGAUUCUGCCAGUAUGGCCUUAAAGGCAUGAUUUGUUCACAUUUUUAUAAUGCAGAUUUGUAUAAAAGAGUACAUUUUGUGGGGGAAAAAUGUUGUUUUUCACCUGCAGCAGAAAACUGAAGUUGUCCAUUAAAAUAUCG